UCUCGGGCCCUCAGGCGGAGCGGCGGGCGCCGGACCCCAGGUGGAGCGACAGGUCUCGGGCCCUCAGGCGGAGCGGCGGGCGCCGGACCCCCAGGUGGAGCGACAGGUCUCGGGCCCUCAGGCGGAGCGGCGGGCGCCGGACCCCCAGGCGGUGCGACAGGUCUCGGGCCCCCAGGCGGGGCGGCGGGCGCCGGACCCCCAGGCGGAGCGACAGGUCUCGGGCCCCCAGGCGGAGCAGCGGGCACCGAGUCACCAGGCACGACAGUGGGCUCCGAGUCAACUGGCAUGACCGCUGGCACUAGCGGGCAUCGGGUCACCAGGCAUCAGGUCAUUUGGCUCGACAGCGGGCACCGUGUCAUCUGGCAAGGCAGUGGGCUCCGAGUCAACUGGUAUGACCGCGGGCACUGGAGCGGGCAUCGGGUCACCAGGCAUCAGGUCAUUUGGCUCGACCUCGGGCACCGCGUCAUCUGGCAAAGCAGUGGGCUCCGAGUCAACUGGUAUGACCGCGGGCACUGGGUCAGACAUUGGAUCGUCUGACUGGACAGCGGGCAUCGGGUCACCAGGCAUCAAGUCAUUUGGCUUGACAGCGAGCACCGCGUCAUCUGGCAAGGCAGUGGGUUCCGAGUCAACUGGCAUGACCGCGGGCACUGGGGCAGACAUUGAAUCGUCUGGCUGGACAGCGGGCAUCGGGUCACCAGGCAUCAGGUCAUUUGGCUCGACAGCGGGCACCGCGUCAUCUGGCAAGGCAGUGGGCUCCGAGUCAACAGGCACGACAGUGGGCACCGGGUCAUCAGGCAUUGGAUCGUCUGGUUCGACAGCGGGCAU
Staurois parvus is the source of this 825-nucleotide messenger RNA. The record is from the annotation of a GenBank genome assembly. NCBI's taxonomy places the organism in Eukaryota, Metazoa, Chordata, Amphibia, Anura, Ranidae.